AAACGGGACGCGAGGGACGCGCAGCAAUCUCCGUUCUCCGGGAGCGAGAAUGGGAGAGGAAAACGAAAUGUGUCAAUAGAAGACUGGAAGAAUUGAAUCGGGCAAAUAAAUAAUUUGUCUUUUUAGUAUUUAUAUCGCGCUGUUUAGCACCAGAGACGUGGGAUAUUUACCUUUAACAUUAUUCUUAAUAAUAAUCGGCUGUUUUCAUUACAUAAAAUAACUGCAGAGCUAUUCGCCGCUUGGCACAAGUGGACUUCAGUGUAAGAGAAAAACACUAUACCAAAGAUAUGGAGCAGGUGUCAGAUGAUGAGCUGGACCAUGCUGCUGAAGAAGACAGCGAUAAGGAGGACCAGGAUCUGGACAAGAUGUUUGGUGCCUGGUUGGGAGAACUGGACAAACUCACACAGAGUUUGGAUGAUGGGCGUCCUGAGAAAGUGCAGAAAGCUCCUCUCAGACAGGAAACCAACCUUGCCAAUUUCUCCUACCGCUUCUCUAUGUACAACAUCAACGAAGCCAUUAACCAAGGCGAGACAGUGGACCUGGACGCCCUCAUGGCCGACCUGUGUUCAAUAGAACAAGAGCUCAGCACUAUCGGCAAACCCAUGAGCAAGCCCUUGGAUGGCAAAUCUAGACAAAGACCCACAGGCCGCUCGGCCAGCACCAAACACACCGGAGGGGGCAGCAGCGGAGGAAGCGCCAGCAGCAGCACCAGAGCGUCUCCGGCCUCCACCGUACGAGGUGGCAGCAGUCAGUCACGGCCCCUGGCCUCCAACUUCUCCCUGGAUGACAUCACUGCUCAGCUAGAAAAGGCGUCCCUGAGCAUGGACGAGGCGGCGAAGCAGACUUCCGAAUCUUCCUCAUCAUCUUCCUCCUCAUAUUCAUCUGCAACUCUCUCUCACCCGCCUUCUAACGCACAUCAUCGCCGUACAGGAUCGGUUGGGACGGUCAGUGACCAGGAAGUGCGCUCCAUCGGUCAUUCGUCCAGGUCAAGCGUCAACUCUGCCUCGGCAUCCAGCAUGGAUUCACUGGACAUUCGAGGGCAGGAGAACGAGGCGCAGUCACAGAAUCCGAACCAAAGCCAGACUAGCACAGAGCACUCGUAUCUGGACAGGGAGACCUCUCUGAUUCUGAAAAACAUUGCAGGAAAACCCUCUCACCUGCUGACCAAGGAAGAACAGGCUGCCAAAGCCAAGGCUGAGAAAAUCCGCGUGGCGUUAGAGAAAAUUAAAGAAGCCCAGGUUAAAAAGCUGGUGAUACGUGUACAUAUGUCAGAUGAGAGCUCAAAGACCAUGAUGGUGGAUGAGAGGCAGACGGUCAGGCAGGUGCUGGACAGUCUGCUGGAUAAAUCUCACUGCGGUUACAGUCCGGACUGGGCCCUGGUUGAGACCAUACCUGAGCUACAGAUGGAGAGAAUUUUUGAAGACCAUGAGAACCUUGUGGAGAACUUGCUCAACUGGACCAGAGACAGUCAAAACAAACUCAUGUUCAUUGAACGGAUUGAAAAGUAUGCACUUUUCAAAAAUCCACAGAACUAUUUACUUGGGAGGAAGGAGACCUCUGAGAUGGCAGACAGAAACAAGGAGGCAUUGCUGGAGGAAUGUUUUUGUGGAAGCUCAGUGUCUGUUCCUGAAAUUGAGGGAGUGUUGUGGUUGAAGGAGGAUGGCAAAAAGUCUUGGAAGAAGCGCUACUUUCUGCUGAGGGCAUCUGGCAUCUAUUUUGUGCCGAAGGGCAAAGCCAAGGCUUCAAGGGAUUUGGUGUGCUUCCUGCAGUUGGACCAUGUUAAUGUUUAUUAUGGUCAGGACUACCGGAGCAAGUACAAGGCCCCCACUGACUAUUGCCUGGCCCUCAAGCACCCUCAGAUACAGAAGAAGUCACAGUAUAUCAAAUACCUGUGCUGUGAUGAUGUCAGAACUCUACACCAGUGGGUUAAUGGCAUUCGUAUUGCUAAGUAUGGGAAGCAGUUGUAUGUCAACUACCAGGAAGCCAUGAAGCGCACAGAAGCUGCCUAUGACUGGUCUUCUCUCUCCAGUACCAGCAUCAAGUCAGGAAUAAGCUCAGUCAGUGUACCUGAAUCACAGUCAAACCACUCUAGCCAAGCAGACAGUGGUAUGUCAGAUGGUACUUCGUCCUCCCAUGCCCGUUCCCAGAGUGUAGUCAGUUCUAUCUUCUCUGAGGCCUGGAAAAGAGGGACGCAAAUCGAAGAGAGUACAAAGGCAAGGCCAGAAUCAAUGCGUUCUACCCAUUCAAGCCAUAGCAGCCAUUCUUCUCAUCAUGUGCCUCAACAGCAGCAUCCACACACAGUGCCACAGCCACAUCCAAUUCCACAGUCACGUGGAAGUGUCACCCAGGCACUGACACAGGCACCAAUACAGACACCGAUACAGGCACCGGCACAAAUACCACCCCAGGCAACUCCACCCCCACCACCUCCUCCACCACCACCACCUCCUCCACCCCCACCUCCUCCUAUUUCCAGUAUCCCCUACCAUGCCACACCUACCAUGUUUGCCAAAUACAGCACUAUCACUCGGCUGCAGAAUGCCUCUCAGGCCACAAGUCACCACAAGCCUCAGCCUCAAGUCCAGCAGCAAGUCCCACCGGCCUCCAAACAACAAUCAAACAAUAUUCCACCAGGGGCUAACAUACCACCCCCUCCUCCUCCACCGCCACCUGCCCCAGUGCCUCCACCUGGAUCAGCCAUGGCUGUUUUGAAGCUUGGUCCUCCAGCCCCAGCAACAGCUCCUCAGACCUCCCCUCCUCCUCCCCCCUCACCUCCAACUCCACCACCUCCUCCCAUAAUGCCCAUGCAGUCACAGUAUCUACCGCCUCCACCUCCCAUAAUGCCAAUGCAGUCUCAGCCUCUACCGACUCCACCUCCCAUAAUGGCAAUGCAGUCACAGCCUUUACCACCUCCUCCUCCAAUAAUGGCAAAGCAUUCACAGCCUUUACAACCUUCUCCACCCAUAAUGCCGGUGCAGUCACAGCCUUUACCAUUUCCUCCUCCUCCUAUAAUGCCCGUGCAGUCACUGCCUUUACCACCUCCUCCACCCAUAGUGUCAAUCCAGUCACAACCUCUGCCACCUCCUCCACCCCCUCUUCAGGGUAAUGGCCUUCCCCCUCCUCCACCACACUCGACAGUACAGUCACCUUUCAUAACCAAUGGACUCAAGAAGGUCCUUGCCCAUAAAUUUCCCAAUGUCCCCCAGGAUAUAAUACCCCUAGCCAAUCAGAUCCAUUCUCCUCCUCCCCCUCCACCACCGCCACCACCCCCAUCAUCAGCACCUACACUCCCUCGCCAACAGCAUAUUGCUACAGCUCCAAAUCCACCACCACCUCCACCAGCCCCCAUGCAGGUGCCAAUUCAACCUGCCGUUUUGCCCAAAACUUUCACUGGUGGAUUUCCACCCCAGACUGCACCAAAACCUUCGUAUGGCAUUCUUCCAGUAUCCCCAGUACCUCCAGCACCUCAAGCUCCAGCACCACCUCCCCCACCCCCACCUCCUCCUCCACCUCCAGCACCAUUGAAGAACCAACCCCCACCUACACUUCCCAAGCAGCACAGCAUCUCCAAGACACUACCCUUCUCCAACCAAACCUCCUCAGUGCCAUCUCUGGUUAAGCAGCUUGCUAGCCAGUUUCCUGUUGCAUCUCCUGCAAUGACCAAUCAAACUGAGUCUCAAAGUAACAAAGCUCCCCAGUCCCUACCUGCAGUGAAGGCUAAACCAAAAUGGCAGCCUGUAGGUCAAGGCCAGCAGCAACAGAGGUCACCUGAAUUUCCACCACCUCCUCCAGAGAAUACCCUUGCCUUUCCUUCACCACCACCUCCGCCACCACCACCUCCUCCUCCGGGUACUACCCCUCCUCCUCCUCCACCUCCUCCCCCUCCGGGUACUACCCCUCCUCCUCCUCCACCUCCUCCCCCUCCGGGUACUACCCCUCCUCCUCCUCCACCUCCUCCCCCUCCGGGUACUACCCCUCCUCCACCUCCUCCUCCUCCGGGUACUACCCCUCCUCCUCCUCCACCUCCUCCUCCUCCGGGUACUACCCCUCCUCCUCCUCCGCCUCCUCCUCCUCCGGGUACUACCCCUCCUCCUCCUCCACCUCCUCCUCCUCCAAUGUCAGGCUCCCUUAUAAGGAAGUCCCCUUCUAACUCAUCUGCAGGUGUCAAGAAACCUCCAUCGACAACUCAGUGCAACUCCAGUGCGAAGUACAAUGCCUCGGUGGAGUACCAGGAGUCCCGUAUGAACUUGGUGAGCAAGUUUAACCCUAGUCCAUCAUUGGCAUCAAGCUCCAGUAGCUCACCCUCCAAAGAGCUUUCCACAGGUCCUCGGGCACCCCCCAAACCAGGAAAGCUCAAUCUGGCAAAUCUUCCUUUGGCUUUGCAGAACAAAUUUAAUCAAAACCGCCAACCCACUGCAACCUUUCCAUCCCCUCCACCCCCAGAAAAUGACAUCUUUCCCCCUCCCCCACUGGAGUCUGACCUCCCUCCACCACCUCCCCUUCCAGGUGAUCCAAAUGGUUUGUCUCCGAAAGUGGCUGUGGUCAAUCCUCAGCCCCAGCCUCCUUGGGGCAAGAGUUCCCUGAAAAAGACACAACCUCCAGCGUCAAUUCGCUAUAACAACACUAUUAGAGAGACUCCACCACUCUCACCACCUUGCAUACAAGGGGGCCCUAUUCCCCCUUCUUCUCCCAAAGGCACCACGCAGCCAAACUUCAUGGAGGACCUUCACAAGACACUGAAACGUAAGUCCUCGCGAGUCUCUGGAGACAAAGUGGACCCUGUGGCCACAAUGGAUGACAUGGCUUUGCCACCACCUCCACCUGAGCUUCUGAAUGAUCAACAGAGACACAGUGGUAGUGGCUUCAUGUCCGGGAAUAUCUCAGGCUAUGCAACACUACGGCGAGGGCCUCCUCCUGCUCCACCCAAGCGGGACCACAGCACCAAACUCACAAACUGAGAAAACUGCAGCUUUUCCUGGACACUCUUGCUUGCUAUUUACAUGUUUUUCUCAUAGAAGCCAUCAUUUUGUUGGUAUGCUCAGCUUUUUCUGUACAAAACCGCUCAAGAAGUUUCAGCUUUACUGUGACUUUGUGACAGUGCAUCAGUUCCAGUUCCAGACAACUGAGUGAUUCCACUUCAACACCUUGGUACUGCAUGGAAGACAAAACUACAUUAAACUGUUAAUCUUACUGAUUUUUGGGAAGAUAAACUUUUUCAACUUUGAGAUUGGGUGGGAUUUUGAUUUUAUUUUAUUUUUUUAUAUUAUCGAUUAUUUAAUAAUCUUGUAAGAGAUUUUGUUAUUUCAGACUGAAGUUUUUAAAUGGUUGGAUGGUUGUUGUUUGAGGAGUUUUAGAUGGGUAGGUUGAAUUAGACUGUGUUUGGCUGGUAUAUUAGUUUGGCAAAUCUUUGGCCAUUUAUGUGGCAGAUCAAGUGCUCAAUGGAUGCAUCUAGAAUGGAUCUUGAUCACUAUUGCUCUUUGUGCAUUUUAGUUGUAUUUGUCAGAACUGUAACAUGAAGGACUUGUUGUUCAGGGAGUUGCCCCAAUGUCUAUUUCUGUGAGACUGUGGAAUGUUUGCUUCUUUAUUUGUAUUUUUUAUUUUCAUUAGACCUGUUAAAAUUGUAGAUAUUCUCAUUUGCUGCAGUAUUUGUCAGCUUUGUCUAGGUAAAACAAUUGACUGCCUUGCUGUUCCUUGUUGGUCCUUACUUCCUCUAGUGAACAUUCAAGCUGACAUUUACAAAUUAUUCGCUUAUGAAGAGAUGGACUUUUAAGUCAUGUGACUGAAUGACACAAUCAUUAUUCACAUAGAUUUAUCCUAUAUCCUGUAUUAUAACCUAUAUUAUUGGCUCACAAAUACGGCCAUGCCUUAAGAUUCUAGAACAUGUGUAUCAAACAACUGAUCAAAAUAUCCUCAUCUUGUAAAAAGAGGCCAUAAGGAAGUUCAAUUUCCCUGUAGGUUUUACUUGUUGAAGGAUUCUGGCUCAUUUUCUCCAUUCAGACAUGACGUGCAACUUCAGAAUCUUACAGUGAACACCUAUACUUGGCAUAUGUACAAACAAUUAUGCAUAUUAACGCAUGUCCACAUUUCAUUUUUGAAGAAUUUGUUUAUUGAAUGUAUUUACAAUAUCAUGAAACUUUUCAGGUUGUUGAGAAGUGACUAACUGAAGUUAAUAUUAAAUUAUUAAAGUAUCCGGUCAUGAUCCAUCAAAGGUCAGUGAACAUCUUGCUCUGCGUAUCCCUCUGCAAAAUGUGUAAUUUUAACUGAAAUUAUACAUGUUGAUAUCA
Carassius auratus (goldfish) is the source of this 6284-nucleotide messenger RNA. It is a transcript of the gene raph1b, whose product is annotated as Ras association (RalGDS/AF-6) and pleckstrin homology domains 1b. Gene Ontology annotation, cellular component: plasma membrane; cytosol. The transcript has 16 exons. Gene Ontology annotation, biological process: signal transduction. NCBI's taxonomy places the organism in Eukaryota, Metazoa, Chordata, Actinopteri, Cypriniformes, Cyprinidae. The record is from RefSeq and is a predicted model, not a curated record. The coding region runs from base 288 to 4958 and encodes 1556 amino acids.